AUGCAUACCUAUCGCCGUGUUCGGUUGACGCCUAGCAAAGAAGUUAUUGUUGUAGAGGAGAAUGAGCCUAUCAAUCCUCCUGAUCUAGAAAUGUGGGCUGUCUAUAACCCUAAAGGCGAGCGAGUUGGCUUGUAUCUAUCAGAUGAAGAGGCAGCGGCUGAAUGCCUAGAUAGAACCAAAAAAGCAAAGAAAUUUCAGAAUGGAGUCAAGGCAACCAAGGCCAAGAAGAAGAAAUAA
Molecule: messenger RNA, 237 nt
Organism: Enterobius vermicularis (human pinworm)
Lineage: Eukaryota; Metazoa; Nematoda; Chromadorea; Rhabditida; Oxyuridae
Source: the annotation of a GenBank genome assembly